AUGUGCCCUUCCUCAACGUCGUUUGAUGAUGACGAUGAUGUUGGUAAGAUGGAAACAACGCGAGCGCCAUCCGUCGUGGGAAUAUCUUCCAAUAGAAUGAGGUCAGAGAUUUAUAAAACAACAGAAAAAGGGCCGAAAAUUACGUUCCGACAUUCAGAGUUGAAUCACAACACUACUACAUCAACAAGUUCGAAUUCUUCAUCAUCAUCAUCCAACAACUCUUCAUCAUCCUCAUCGACUUCAUCAAGAACCUCUUCUGCAUCUCAGCAAUUAAAUCCGAUCAAAAAGGUGUCAAAAUACAUUGGAGCUUCUGCUUCCCCUGAACAAGAGGAGUCUGAUGAACAUUUGAUUCUCAAUGAACCUUUAUCUCCUUCAUCAAAAGGAUUGAUUAAAACAAUUAUGAAAAGUACAGUGAAUGGAGGAAUUGAAAUUAAACGAUUCGAUACAGUCACAACCUCAGUGGCUUGUGGUGCCCCACAGACAACAGGAUAUGGAGAAGCAAUUCUUUCUCCAAAGAGUGCUCAAGAACAAAUACCGCUCUCGCCAAUAGAACCUAAAAGAAGAGAAAGUUCAAAUAAUUCUCCAUCAACGAUAGGCAAUCAAGAAAGUCCUGUUAAGGCUAUUGAAGGAGGCCAAUCCGCUGCUGGAUUGAUGUCCGAAAAAGAGAAACGAACGCUUCAAGUUGUGAAGCUGAAUGUUGGAGGUAAAAUAUUUCAGACCACAACGAAGACUUUAAAAAAGUCAGAAAUUCUUUACUAUCUCUAUCGAAGCUCUAGAUCUGCAAAGAAGAAGGAAAAUUCAAUCGAAGCAAUCACCGACGAAAACGGUAUAAUUUUCAUCGAUAGAGAUCCAAAAUAUUUCAGCUAUGUUUUGAAUUAUUUGAGGGAUGGUCAAUUUAUUGGAUAUAUUGAAGAUUUCUCAAACGAUUUAAUCGAGCACAUCAUCCACGAAGCAAAUUAUUUCAAAAUUAAUGGUCUCAUUAAUGAAAUUGAGGAACAACAAGUUAGAAAUGUAAAAUUUGAUCCAUCGACUUUGGAGGAUUGUCAACUGCGACAUUACAAUCAAGAAGUUGUCAAGAAAUCCGAAUCAGGUUCUCUCUAUUCGUGUCUUAAUUUUGUUGUUAACAAGAAACGAACCUCACUUUGUAAUAAUCCAUACAGAUAUUACACUAAGUUUGUUCUCCGUUAUGGAGACUCUAGUAAUUUAGCGUUGGGAGUAACAUGCAAAGAAACAGAUAAAUGGAAACGAUUUGAAAUCCUCAAGAAAAUCAAAGAAAAAGACACCAUUGCAAUUUGGUACAAUUAUGAAGCAGAACAACUUGUCCUGUAUUGGAAUGAUGUUCAAGUGCAACGAAAAACGUUCAAAAUUGAUUCCAAUAACUGGGUGUUUCAUGUUGAAAUGUUUGCCGAUGAUAAUUAUUGUGGACUGAAGAUUGCUCAAACUUGUCAUCCACAAUUAGGAGUUGAUUCAUCCGAAGAGACACAUGUCAAGUAA
Molecule: messenger RNA, 1494 nt
Organism: Naegleria fowleri
Lineage: Eukaryota; Heterolobosea; Eutetramitea; Acrasida; Naegleriidae
Exons: 4
Coding region: 1-1494 (497 amino acids)
Biological process (GO): protein homooligomerization
Molecular function (GO): protein binding
Source: RefSeq, a predicted model, not a curated record